AUGGCAAAGAAAGGAGGACCAAACGAGAAGCUUUGUUUGGUCGACACAAAGGGCCUGGGAAAGCCGACGACCUUCUCAGGUGAGAGUGAACAGUUCCUACCAUGGAGGCAUCGAAUGUCGAGCUACGUUUGUUCGAUCCACCAUGAUCUGCAAGAAGUUCUAGAGUGGCUCGAAGAGAGGGAGAAGCCAUUCUCCUCGGAGGAGUUGGACACAGCCUUUGGAGAAAAGGCGUUGGAGGCGGAUCGAGUUCCCAGACUGCAAGAAAAGUCGAGGGAGCUCGCGAACGCGCUCCAAAUGGUUACCUCGAAGGAACCAUUUACGAUCGUGUGCAAUUGCCAGAACAACGGGUUCGAGGCAUGGAGACGCCUUACGAGGCGAUACGAUCCUGCGACUGCAAGCAGGAAGCGCACGAUGUUGAGAGCGAUUAUAUCGCCCCAGAAGCAGAAGCUGGAGAAUCUCCCUCAGGCCAUCGAAGAAUGGGCCGACGCUGUGCGCACUUACGAAAAGCGCAAGGACAGCACAGGGCGGCGAACGACCCUGGCUGAUGAGAUAAAGAUGGCAGCACUGGAGGCAAUGUUGCCACAGGAGCUGGAGUCUCACAUCCAGUUGAACCAGAGCCGGUUCUCCACGUACGACGACGUGCUCGACGAGGUGACUCGCUUCAUCGAGUACAAGACAGGAAAGAGUCUGAAGGUGAUUUCUGCAGCCGCAGCCAGUGCGGCGAGCAAGGAUGAUCCUAUGGACCUGUCGUAUGUGGAGAAAGGCAAAGGAAAAGGAGCAAGCAAGGACGAGAACUGGCAGGAAGGAGAAGAGGAUGAAGGCUGGGAAGACGGAGACUGGGGAGAAACCUGGGAGGACGGUUGGGAGGAAGCAGAAACAAACAACCUCUACGUGGGAGCGAAGGUUCCUCCAAAGGAGGAAAAAGACGAGGAUGAAAAGGAGCUGGAAGCUCUGGAAGAGCAAAUGGACAGAGCAAGGGGUCAGUUCCAAGACCUGAAGGAAAAGGUGGAACUUGCGAGGAAACGUCGCCAGGAAAGACUUCUUCAGGAAGCGGAAGAGCUGGCAGAAGCCAGGAGACGUUCCCGCGGCGAGGUGCCAGGGCAGUCCAGCUUCGGAGCGUUUUCGUCUUCGUCGCGAGGACCUCCGGAGAGAGUGCGCGAGCCAAAGGCCGGAAAGAAAGAGGAGAAGAAGGAGGUGAGGUCUAAGGCUUUGGACACGGCACCCUGGAAGCGCGUUUCGCGCUACCGGGAGCCACCAGUGCCUGAGCCCAAGACCCCUCCAAAGGCGAAGCAAGAGAGGCCGAGAACACCGCCGAAGUCACCACCGCCUUCCAGGACCAAAAGUCCGCUUCUCAAGCCGAAGGUAGAGCCAAAGAGAACAGAACCAAAGUCACCACCUUCGAAGCCAAAGGUAGAGCCGAAGAGAACAGAACCAAAGUCACCACCUUCGAAGCCUCCACCUAGAAGUGAAGAAGUGCAGCCAAGAAGCGAAGAGGUGGAGAGACAACUUGCUACCACAGCGCCGAAGUGGGGAGCCUCAAGGAGCCAAAGACCUGUGGCGAAGGCAAAGCCAAAGCUUCUAAGGAGUCCGGCGUCUUGGGCAGGAAUGCGCUUCAGGGAACGUGUGGCCCACCAAGAUGCCAUACGAGACAAGAAGCCCAGAGGCACCGUCGGGGAGUCCUUACUGAAGAAGCAAGGCGAGGCCUGCUCCACCUGCGUGUCGAGGCGACUGAAGUUCAGGAGCAAAGCGUCCCUUCUGCUGAAGAAGAGGAUGAAAGAGUACAAGGCAGCAGCUGCAAAAGCAGCGGGCUCCCACUACGCCAGGAAAGUUUUCGAAAGAGAAAAGCUUGUGAGGGCCGACAGGCCCAGCAAGGCUGAACUGAGGAGCGCAAAGGACGAAAGCGACUUCGAGGAUGACCCUCCAAGCGAGGGGCCCGAGGAACCCAAGAAGGAAGAAAAGAAGAAGCCACCAAAGCAGGAAGAAGGAACCGAAGGAGCAACCGCGAUCACGGCAAGCACCUCGAGCAGCAUGCAGAGGAUGCUAGCGUCGGGUCUUAUGGAGACCAACCGUGCGAACCUCGCGGUCUUGGACCAGAGGAUCGCGACAAAGAGAGAGAAGCUCGAGGGACGCGGCAGUGACCCAGAGCUGGAAGCCGAGAUCGCGAGCCUGGAAGACGAGCGGAAGCGCCUGAAAGAGGAGCGUGAGCGCCUCAGGGCGCAGCAAGCGGGCGUGAAGAAAAAGGAACCCGAACACCGCAGAGACCAGUCGGUGCACGACGUGCGCUACAAACGCCAAGUGGAAAAGGGAGACAGCCACUGGAAGGCUUGGCGUGCGGAAAAGGGACGAAGGAGAGCGCAAGAGCACAGACGCAGCGGUGUGGGCGAAAGAGCAAAGGAGAGGAUCGAGGCCGACAAGAAGUGGCACGCCCGGCACGACGUGAAAGUGAAAAAGGGCGACUUCCGCGAUAACCAGAAGGAAGAGGUCGACGGCAUCGACACGGAGGUUAUCCACAGCGAUGGGACGGAGGCCAAGCCCGAGCGGCGAAAGGACUACCGCCCUCUCACGAAAGCCGAAAGGACGAGCCACCGCGUGGAUGCCGACGACGAGGAGGAGCUCUACCGGAAGGAGCUCGAAAAGCAGGAAAGGCCGAAGGCGACCGGGCGCUACUCGGCGGACCCGUCGAUUGCGGCCGAGCAGAAGAAGAAGAGGAACCAAAAGAGAAACCAAAGGCGCAACAAGCUGAAGAGGAAGCUUGGAGGAGAAGACCCGGAGGACCCGGGCGAAGGAGGCGUGCACCAAUCGGUGCACAGCUUCGAGACCGUGGAUGCUGCCAGCCUGGGCGCUUCGCCAGGCGUGGCUAGCGUCGAGGUCAACUUUGACACGGGAGCGGCCGUGACCGUUCUGCCUGAGAAGUACGUGACGCAGCCAAAGGACAACGGCGUCCGCUACAAGACGGCGUCAGGUGAGGCGCUGAAAGACCAAGGAAAAGCCGAGGUCACCGGCACUUUGUCGGGAGGCCGUGGGGCCACAAUCACCGGCCGAGGCGCCGGGGUCCACCGCAUACUCCUGUCAGGAGCACAAGCGUGCAAGACGCAUUUUGCGUUUCUGCACGGAACAGGAGGCUUGCUGGUCCCAAAAGGAACUGCUUUCGCUAAGGAGGCCGACGAGGCGUUGCGCCAGUUGGCUUGGAAGCACAAGGGUGUCGGAACCAAGAUGCAAGUGAAGAACGGCAUCUACGUGUUUCCUCUGCAAGACGAGAAGAAAGGAGAAAAAGGAGGCACUGAAGACGACCGCUUUGCCGAGGAGCCGGAGGCUCCAGGCGAAGAACAACAGAGGGCGAUAGUGCCGAAGAGCCCAGACCAGCCAACGGCUGACCAGAUCGCACAGCACGAAGCCUCGGGGCACGCGGUGCACCGUUCCUGGUGCGUCCACUGCCAGAGAGCACGAAAGAUGGUGAAUCCACAUUACCGGAUUCGGAGAGCCGAACUUGAGACAUCUUUGCCGACGCUACACAUGGACUACUUCUUCCUGGGCAAAGAAAAGCAGGAAGACGACGUGAUGCCGCACCUGGUGGUUCGGUGCGACAAAACGCAGCGCACUUGGGCAACUUCGUUGCCCGAGAAAGGCACGCAUGCGUACAACGUCACGUGGUUGGCCAGCGUGAUACGCGAGGCCGGAUGGAAGAGGAUGUGUUUAUUCUCAGAUAAUGAACACGCCCUCCGUGCGCUCAAACUCAAGGCCUCCGAAGAAGUCCAAAAUGUAGUGUUCGACUUGAGAGAGAGUCCUACAAGUACGGAACACGAGAAUGCGCCAUCGAACGGCAUAGCCGAGGCCGCAGUGAGAGAGGUGAAGCGAAUGGUCCGAGCUAUCCUGUCGGAGCUGGAGACAAAGCUUAAGAUCGAGGUGGGCGUGGACCACCCGAUUCUCGCCUGGAUCGCGAGGCAUGCAGCGUUCUUGAUGACACGUUUUCGCAUUGGCGAAGACGGGAAGUCAGCUUACGAAAGGACGCUGGGCCGACCGUGGAGGCGACCUACCAUUGUCUUUGGCGAACAGGUGAUGUUCAAGCCAGUUGGUUCGAGACACAAGCGAGGAAGCCUAGAUGCAAGAGUUUGCAUGGGACGUUACGUCGGAACUGCGUCGAGGAACGCAGACUUGCUGAUCAUGACGUCCGAGGGUAUAUCCCGGGGCCACUCCUUGCACAGGAGGCCCGAGGAUGAGAAAUGGCCUGUUGAAGGUUUCGACGUGCUACGCGGAUUGCCUUGGAGGAUGUCCGGUCCACAAGAGCGAGCGUCGCCCAACCGAGUCGGUAUGCCCGCUCUCGAAGGCGAACAACCCGCGCCACAACACCGAGACUUCAAGGCACGCAACCUGUACGUCAUGAAGUCCGACAUUGAGCUGUACGGCUACACGCCUCAGUGUCCGGGAUGCGAUGCGCAGCUGAUGGGUCUCCCGCAGCGAGCGCACAAUGACGAGUGCAGGAUGAGAGUGCAGAGAAGACUGCAAGAAACUGACGAGGGAAAAGAAAGAGUGAAAAGGGCCCAAGAGCGAGUUGAAAAGGACUACGGAAAGCGGGUCAAAAGAGACCAACCCGCGCUGGAAGGAAGACCUGCCCCCGACGCAAUGGAUGUUGCAGCAGAGGAAGCGGCAGGCGCACCUUUGUCCAGACCAAUGGAGGUCGAGGACCGCGCCGAGCCGAAACAGCGGAAGCGCGCAGCAUCCAAGGACGUCGAGGACCUUUACCAGGAAGAGCCCAGCACGAGGGCUACCGAUGGUCCAGAUGUCGAGGUCAUUGGAGUACACGUGCAAGGGGGAGCAAGUGGCUCUGCAGGACCCGGCCUGGACCACUCACACCAACAAGCACGAGCAGAUGCAGAAAUGUACGACACAGCAACGGCGAAUCCGCCGCCAGCCAACGAGGAAGUGCGAAUGAACCUGAUUACGCGGAUGUUCGAACAAAAGGGGCUCAAGUGCAGCCCGACCGAAGCGAAGGCCAUAAACUCUAUGGUUCUACAGUUGGGAGGUAAUGGCAAUUCAGCUGUGCCCUGGAGCAUGGUGAAUGAAGGCAUUAUCUUGCCAAUGGACCAAGAGCCGCCGAUGUUCGCUCAGGCUGAGCAUUUGCGUUUCUUCGAAAAGCUGGAACAAGUGAAGCCAAAGCUUCUGGUGGGCAAGCUGCCCACUGGACCCUUCCAGUCAGUACAACGUGCUUUCGACAUGACCAACAAGAUUGGAGUCGAGACCAAACGCGGAAAUUUGAGGAAGGCCCGAUCUCAACUGGGGCUUUGCUUUGAGGCCUUCGAGGCACAGAAGGAAGCCGGAAACUACUUUCUCUAUGAGUGCCCAAGGGGAACUAAGUCCUGGGAGCAUGAACUUGCUCAAAGGAUGGGUUCGUACUUGGUUGAAGGCCCAAUGUGCAAGUGGAAAGUUGACGAAAGUGGAAAAAUGAUUGCAGGCCAAUCCGGCAAGAAGCGAACCCGCUGGAUUACUAAUUCGGCGACGGUUGCAAUAGCGCUGGAAAAGCUAUGCAAGGGCAAUGCGAAGGUGUGGAACCGAACGCUAAGCUUCAAGGAGGGGAUCGUGACGGCCAAGGCCGAGUAUCCUCCGAAGCUUGAAAGAGCACUACUGGCAGGAGUGCGGGCACAACUGGUUCUGGAUGGAGAAAUGAAGGAGGUGGGCCAUGUGGGUGGACCUGACCCACACGAGGAGCCACCGCUCGAAGAGUAUCUCCAUGACACCUUACCCAAGGCUGGGCAGCUUCACGUAAGCGAGCCCGUCAUAGACGCAAACACAGGGGCACAACUUGAUGCCAAAAAGGUUGCGGAAGCAAGAGCGUCAGAACUUGCCUGGGUGAAAAAGCAAGGUGUGUACGAGAAAGUCGAAGAGAGCGUGUGUUGGGACGAAACAGGUCGUCCGCCCAUAACCUUGAAGUGGGUAGACCGCAACAAAGGGGAUGAUGUUCGGGAAAACUACCGCAGUCGUUUGGUAGUCCGCGAGGUCAAGUCACAGGGACAAGCGGCGUUGAUACCAGACUACGCUGUUUUCCUCAAUGCCACCUCUGGAAGGAUUGAAGAUCCUAUGCAGUCUGCUGACGACACUCAAGAGGUCAAAGAGCGGAAAGAAGCUCACGCUGAAGCUGACAGACAUAUCACGUGCACACUUCUAUGGAAAAGCAGAACGACGUGUGUUUGUCACACUUCCCGAGGGAGAUGA
Messenger RNA from Symbiodinium natans, 6207 nucleotides. The record is from the annotation of a GenBank genome assembly. Lineage: Eukaryota; Dinophyceae; Suessiales; Symbiodiniaceae.